AAAACUAAAUGUUUAAAGAGACGACCACCUCAGCAAAUUUAUUCAAAGUUUGGAUCACUGCCUAUUGUGGCUGAGAAGUCUGCCAGUGCAGGCCAUUCCAGGAAUGCAAGUACCCAAAACUUGCAGACAAUGCAACAUUACAGGCCACAUAUCCUUCAGAAACUGGCUGAAGUUUCUGAACCUAGAUGUCUCUACAAGCCUUCUAAAACAACUUCUCAAUGUGAAGCUGUACCUUCUGACUCAGAAAAGUCCAUUUCCAUUUGUAACAAUUUGUCUGAACUUUUGAUGGCAAUGCAAGAUGAGCUGGACCAAAUGACUAUGGAGUACCAAGACCUGCUGAAUCAAAGGAAAGAAACUGAAAGCCAAUCAGUCUGUGAAAACAUAGAAUGUGAACUAGAACAUUUAGUCAAGAAAAUGGAAAUUAAAGGAGAACAAAUUUCUAAACUAAUGAAGCAUCAAGACAAUGUAAGAAGGCUUUAG
Lipotes vexillifer (Yangtze River dolphin) is the source of this 480-nucleotide messenger RNA. Its product is annotated as centrosomal protein CEP57L1-like. Gene Ontology annotation, cellular component: centrosome. NCBI's taxonomy places the organism in Eukaryota, Metazoa, Chordata, Mammalia, Artiodactyla, Lipotidae. The transcript is spliced from 3 exons. The record is from RefSeq and is a predicted model, not a curated record. The annotation marks the transcript as partial. Gene Ontology annotation, molecular function: microtubule binding.